Messenger RNA from Ambispora gerdemannii, 1311 nucleotides. Lineage: Eukaryota; Fungi; Glomeromycota; Glomeromycetes; Archaeosporales; Ambisporaceae. The record is from the annotation of a GenBank genome assembly.
AUGGCUACCUAUAGAAUCAGUAAUCCAAAUCAAUAUUUGGUGCGCACUGGCGCAUUCAUUGACGAUUUGAAAUUGGGCAAGAAAGGAUGGGUAUUAAUCGGUCAACGGCACUCGUUCUUUGAUAUUACCCCUGUAAAUUAUACACUGGACCUCCAGGCUAUGAGUGCCGAAAAACUGGAAUUCAAUUUGCCUGCCGUAUUCACCAUUGGUCCAAAAGAUGACCCAGAAUGUCUUUUGAGAUAUGCCAGAUUAUUGGCUUCGAAAGAUAAAGAUAAAAAAUCCGACCAUGUUCGAGAUAUCGUUCGUGGUAUUAUCGAGGGUGAAACUAGAGUUAUAGCUGCUGGUUUGACUAUGGAGGAAAUUUUCCAGGAACGCAAAGGCUUUAAAGACCAAGUAAUUAAGAAUGUACAAGCUGAGCUUGAUCAAUUUGGCCUGUUCAUUUAUAACGCCAAUGUCAAACAAUUGCAAGAUACCCAAGGAUCAGAAUAUUUUGCAUACAUGCGAAUGAAAACACAUGAAGGUGCUGUCAAUCAAGCAAAAGUAGACGUGGCAGAAGCGAGAUAUCGUGGUGAUGUCGGUGCCAAAGAACGUGAAGGCUUAACACGAAGAGAAAAUGCCAAGAUUGAAGCGGAUACACUCAUUAGUGAAAAUGAAAGAAAAGUCUCCAUUGCACAAGCUGAAAUGGCGUUGGCUACAAAGAAAUCCGAAUUCGAUCAAAAAACGAAAAUCGCAGCUAUCGAAGCUGCUCAAGCGGCGACAAUGAGAGAAGCUGAACUUCAAAAACAAGUUGAAGAACGUCGUCUAUUAUCAGAAACCGAAAGAUUACGUGUAGAACUUGUCGCCAAAGCAAAUGCCGAAUAUGAAGCAGCCAAAGCGAAAGCAGAAGCAAAACUUUAUACUGCACAAAAAGAAGCCGAAGCUGCUUUGUAUCAGAAACAAAAAGAGGCAGAAGGUGUACUCGCAGUCUAUAAUGCCCAAGCAAAAGGUAUUCAACAAUUGAUGCAAGCCUUUGGCAAUGAUCGAAGUGCCGCAUUGCAGUACAUUAUGAUUGAACGUGGUCUCUACGUGCAAUUGGCCAAAGAAAAUGCUGCUGCUGUCAAAGGAUUGAAUCCAAAGAUUACUGUAUGGAAUACUGGCGCGGAGGGAAGUUCAAGCAAUGGAAUGGGACCAGUGGCUGAUAUCUUUAAGAGUUUACCUCCAUUACUAUCAACAAUUCAAGACCAAACUGGUAUUUCGCCACCUACUUGGUUAGCCGGAAUGCCAGAAGGAAAAGGUUCCUUUUCGACUCCUGUUACACCAGCGACAAAGUAA